AUGAAUCUUGAUGUUGUCCAGCAGCGAAAGGAUCAAUUCGCUGCAAAGCAGUUUGAACAGCAAUUUCGAAGCAUGUGUCACCUCGGACCAGCUAUUUUUGAAGACACAAAGAGAGGUAGAAGUCCAGUCAAAAAAAAGGCUACUGCACCUCCUACACCAGGCCUAUUAAGAUCACUGUCCUUCGCUGUACCGGAGGCUCCCCGUAGGCUCCCCCGCAGGCUUCACCGCAGCAACAAUAGCAAGGUGGAAGAGAUGGAAGCGGUGGUAAAGGUGGAAGCGGUGAAUGAGGUAGACGAGGUGGAUAAGGUAGACGAGGUGGACGAGGUAGACGAGGUGGAAGAGAUAAGGUAG
Letharia columbiana is the source of this 351-nucleotide messenger RNA. RefSeq lists its product as uncharacterized. NCBI's taxonomy places the organism in Eukaryota, Fungi, Ascomycota, Lecanoromycetes, Lecanorales, Parmeliaceae. Bases 1 to 351 code for a protein of 116 amino acids. The record is from RefSeq and is a predicted model, not a curated record. The transcript has a single exon.